CACUUUCCACCCUCGCAUUGAGCUGCGAGAAUAGCAUGAGAUAUGCAACCUGUGGAUAUCUCGAAAGAAGCAACCAGUGAGAAUCGAGGGGGAAAUGCUGGUUAAUUUGUUCAACUAUUUAUCCUCCACCUGUCUUUGCGGUACCUGGUCCUCCACAUGAAUACCUCUCGAUGCACCGCGAUAAUUCUGGUGCUAGAUGUGGCAUGUACCAGGUUCAGAGCUUCCUCGACGAAGGCAAACGCCGGCAAAAUGAAGCUUUCAUUUUCUCUUCUACUUCCUUUGCUCGUGAUAGCCCAGGAGACAACCCUGGGAACAGGAGCGCAUUUCCGGCUGACAAGAUACUCCGGCACUGGCUGCCCGGAAGGCUCGAGCAACAUAACAAUCUCAGAAACAGGUGAGUGGAUCACUAUUACCUACAGCCAAUUUCGAACCUACCUUGGGCCAGACUAUACUCGAGCGGAGAGGGGUAAGACCUGUCAUGUUUAUCUCGCUAUCAUUGCCCCGAGCGUCGACCAUCUCCCUCAAGGGGUUCAAGGGGUGCAGCACACGCUUGCGGACAGCGUAUAUGAAGGAUACUACACUCAGCUCGAUGAUGGAGUGACAGCUCUUCACCACAGCACAUACUACACCCAUGAUUUGGGCCCCUUCAACGUGGUCGCGACGGCAACAUUCGAUGGUGGUGAGACCGGCAAAGCACCUGGCAAAUCGUACAGCGAGACCAGAGAGAUCCCUCUCAGCUCCCUGGAGUAUGGCCGCUGUGUCCAACCAGGUGCUAGAAUGUCGGUAUUCUAUGCCCACGAUCAGAUCACCAUGAGCAGCUCAAAUCCAGAAGCCCGUGGCGUUUCGGUUGCGGGCGACACGGCCGACUUGUUGUAUACGCGCCGUAUCAGAGUCCUAUGGCAAGCGUGUACUCCGUAA
This is a messenger RNA of Podospora pseudopauciseta, 918 nucleotides long. RefSeq lists its product as uncharacterized. The transcript has 3 exons. The record is from RefSeq and is a predicted model, not a curated record. NCBI's taxonomy places the organism in Eukaryota, Fungi, Ascomycota, Sordariomycetes, Sordariales, Podosporaceae. Bases 157 to 918 code for a protein of 253 amino acids.